Molecule: messenger RNA, 2736 nt
Organism: Archocentrus centrarchus (flier cichlid)
Lineage: Eukaryota; Metazoa; Chordata; Actinopteri; Cichliformes; Cichlidae
Product: peptidase inhibitor 16-like
Exons: 6
Coding region: 202-1434 (410 amino acids)
Cellular component (GO): extracellular region
Source: RefSeq, a predicted model, not a curated record
AGAAACAGAGAUCAGCAGAGCUGAAAGUGAGAGGCACUGAGAAGGGAACGCACACACUAUUAAACACACUCACACUGAGACAAGUGGCCUUUUGUGCACACAUACAGAAAAAAAAACACACUUGUUGAUCAGUCUGACACACAGACUCUUUGCUGGACUUUGGAUUGACCACUUGAUCACCUCAGGACUCUAUUUCCCAUCAUGCACCUAAGGAGCCUCUCAGAGCUCCAGGGGGUCACUGCCCAGCAGGCGAGCUCGACCCCAUGGACUAGCCAGGAUAGAGCUUCAGGAUGGAGCUCCAGAGAGAGGAGAGAUUCCAGCAGCUGCUGCAGUCCACUGAGGAGAGCUCCUCUCUGGGUGUGGCUGCUGCUGGGGGCUUUGGUGGUUCCUGGAGCCUUGAGCUUUCUGAGCGAGGAGCAGGAGGAGCUGCUGGUGGAGCUUCACAACUACUUCAGAGGACAGGUUUCACCCAGCGCCUCGGCCAUGCUGCCUCUGAAGUGGGACACGAACCUGAAGCUAGUCGCAGAGGGCUACGCUGCUAAAUGUGUCUGGAACCACAACCCAGAACUGCUAGAAACUGGAGAGAAUCUGUACGUCGGCACCGGGCCUCUGGACCUCCGAUCGGCCCUGGAGAAAUGGUUCCUGGAACACCUGGACUACGACUUCCAGAACAACAGCUGUGAUGAGGAGAAGAUGUGUGGACACUACACACAGAUGGUGUGGGCAGACACGCACAGAGUGGGCUGUGCCUUUCAUCUCUGUGACACGAUGGAGGGACUGGACUGGGACAGAGUUUCCUUCCUCGUCUGUAACUACUACCCAGCGGGAAACUAUGAAGGAGAGCGGCCGUAUGUUGAAGGAGACUGGUGCUCCAGAUGUCCCGAAAACCUCCAGAAAUGUGAAAACAAUCUCUGUGUUCCCGACACAGUAGAAGAAGAAGAUGAAGAUGAUGAUGAUGUGACAGCGUUCUCCUUCGUGCCAGGAGAAUUUAUUCCUGAUGCAACAACCGAGCCCCUCUACCUUAAAGAGGUUGAUGUUCCUCCUGCAACAUCUGACACCCCUGACAUCCCUGUGCAGCCUCACACCACUGACAGCACUGACAGCAUUCUCAAUAUGUUCACCACCUUCUUCAAGUUGGUCUCUGAAGAUACUCCACCCUCAAGCACCGCUGCCUGGACCACCAAGCCUCCCCCUGCCCCCACAACAAAACCGGUAACACUGAGAAACAAGAUUAGUCACGACACAAAGGAGCGAGAGGAAAAGGAAGAGGAAAAAAGAAAUGAAACUCCAGAUGAGGCUGGGAAAGCUGUGGAGAGAGACUUUAGACCUGUAGUAAAAAAGACCAACAGCGCGGUGCAGACCAGUGCUGCUUCGGUGUCCUCCCCUUCAGUCCUGUUAGCCUGUCUGACUGGGAUCCUGAUUCUCAGGCUGUGAGUAGGAAGAAGAGGAAGUGUCCUCCUCACCUCCCCAUUCUUGCAUUGACUGCACAUGGCCUUGUUAAUCUACCCUGCAGUAACACAGAGUUUCCCCUCUCUCCCUUGUAGAGCAAAAUAGGGCAAUUAAUAAUUCACACUCACCAGAAAACAGCUGCCAUUUUCACCACCUCUGCAUAAAGUCUGGGCUGAGAUUUGGGUCAAAUAAUGUGUGCAUAACCUGCUUCAAGCUGCCCAGAAAACAAAAGUGUCACAGCCAGUAAACGAUGAUUCACUGACAGGAAAUAUGUUUCUUCAGAGCAGUUUGUGAAAUGAUUAAAAAAAACAAAACAAAUAAUUAUCUAUUGAUGAGUGUUCAUGGACGCAAAGUAACACCCAAGAGACGACCGUGUGGUAGACUUCAUUUCUUUCAUUUUUACAUAGGAGUUUUUUAUGCUACUGUUUGGUUCGAUGGUUUCAUUUGUGGUUUGGUAAAUCUUAAUAAUCCACAUGAAUAUGUAGUAUCUGAAAAUAAGGGACAAGAUUUUUGGUGUUAAAGGCGGGUUUCCUGUUAUAGUCCAAAGUUUUACGGAGCAUUCACACAGAACAGUCCCCGUGGAGGUCAAAAGAGUGACUUCAUUUACCAAAAUGUGCUGGAUAACGGUUGAGUAUUGUCUAAUGCCAAUUUAGAUUUUUAAUUUUCAAUUUUCAAAAGUUAGCUGCACGUGUAAAUCUCGACCAAUGGAUGGAAAUGGACGUCUGGGCACAGAUACCUGCUGUCUACACCGGAAACCCUCAAAAUGAGCUGUCGCCCCAAAAGUCCACAGAGUUCCUCGUGGAUUGUUAGAUGAUCCGUAUUACAUUAUUAAAAAUACUGAAACAAGGUAAUCGUGCAUGAGUGGUCACAUUUUCUGCUUAUCCUCAUGAUUAAUGCAAACAUUAGCUGAACUGGAAUUCUACGUAAAACCAUUGCCUGUGGGCUAAAAACAAUGCAGGAUCUUAUUUACUUGUUUUUUUAAAGUACAGAGCAGGAAGUCUUGGCCACAUAUCUGUUAUUCUGUAUCGUUAUAUCCUGGAUGAUCCCUCCCAAAACCCCCAGAUUAAACCAAGAAGCUGGGUUUUCAGGGUAGAUCGGGCUUGGAUUCAAAUAGACUGGUUUCAUAUGUUAACUACACUUAGGUGGUGCCAUUUUCAUGCCAGCUGGUCUUAAAAAAAUACACUAUAUUUCCAAAAGUAUUCAUUCACCAUUCAAAUGAUUGAAUUCAGGUGUUCCAAUCACCUUCAUGUCCACAGGUGUAUAAACCAAGCACCUAGGCAUGCAGGC